AUGGUUAUUCUCGGUCUCGCCACAGCUCUGCUGUCCCUCGGUGCCACGCUGUCAGCAGCAGCAGCCGCGCCAUCCGUCGCGCCGCGCGAAUCGGCGCAGAAGGCAUCCAGCAAAUGCUCCAACGUGCAAUUCAUCGUCUCAGCCACGGCGCAAAACGUCAAGUUCGUCUCGCCCCCCGACCCAAAAAACGCCACGGCCAUCCUCGCGUUCCUCGGCCAGGCGCUCUCGACGGGCGUGCCGACCAACGGCACGCAGACCGUCAGCGGCGACUGGAUCAUCAACGGCGUCUACUGCAAGCCGACCGUCACCACACGGCCCGGCGGCGGCGUGCUGCAGUUCCUGGUGCACGGCUCCCUCUACGACAAGAGCUUCUGGAGCGGCGUGGGCCAGGGCGCCCUGUACGACUACCAGGCGUUUGCCAACCUCGCGGGCUACCACACACUGGCCAUCGACCGCCUGGGCCACGGGUCCAACCCGCAGCGCCCCGACCCGGUCGACGUCGUGCAGCCGUCGCUCAGCAUUGAGAUUAUCCACCAGAUCAUCGCCGCCAUCCGCGGCAACACCGAGAGAAACGCCCUCGACCGCGGGUUCAGCAAGAUUGCCUACGUCGGCCACUCGCACGGCUCCAUGCUCGGACAGGGUCUCGCAGCGCGGUACCCGUCGGACGCGGACGCGUCGGUCCUCACGGGGUACAGCCAGACACCGAACCUGGUCAAGUUUGCCGAGAACAAACUCGGUCCAGCCGCAGUUCUGCGCCCGACGCAGUACGCCGGGCAGCCGCUCGGGGAGCUGGUGUCUGUGAACGGGACGACCUUCAUCGCGGGCUUCUACGGGCCGGCGGGCUCGUUUGACCCGGCUGUGGCGCGCGCCGACGUCGCGGUGCAGGCCACAACGUCGGUCGGCGAGUUGAUCGGCGCCCAGAUCCUGGGGCCUGCGCCUGCUUAUGUGAACCCUGUGCUGGUUGCUACCGGCGUCAACGAUAACUACUUCUGCGCCACGCCGGUUGCUGCGUGCAACACCAUCCUCGCCAAUGUUCACUCGGCCGUGUUUCCGAAUGUGGCCAAGUUCGAGUAUACGGCGAUUCCGUUUACCGGGCACGUCAUGCAGCUGAGCUACUCGGCGCCCGUGACGGCGCUGCGCAUCCAGGUGUUCCUCGACAAGUUCUUUUGAUCUGGUGGUGUGAUUAGCCAAGGUGGUUUGGGCUGUCUGAGAAAUGCUUCUGGGUCCAGGGAUGUCAGUCCUCAAGUUUGUUGUAAUUAGAGUCUUUUGGAACUGGGAAUUAUAGAUUGUAAUAGGCGAACAGACUCACAACAUUCAGCAAAA
This is a messenger RNA of Lasiosphaeria miniovina, 1323 nucleotides long. RefSeq lists its product as uncharacterized. The transcript is spliced from 2 exons. NCBI's taxonomy places the organism in Eukaryota, Fungi, Ascomycota, Sordariomycetes, Sordariales, Lasiosphaeriaceae. The coding region runs from base 1 to 1170 and encodes 389 amino acids. The record is from RefSeq and is a predicted model, not a curated record.